GAAACAUGAGCUUUCAUUAACACUGCCUUUUGGCGUAACGGUUAAGGGACGACAGUCUUGACCUACUUACAGCUCGCUCUCUCACUUAUAUAUUUAAUCUCUGUAUAUCUCGUCCGCCACCCGUAAUCAUCGUCUCUUAACCUUCGCGAAUCUAGGCAGACCGUCAUGCCCGUUUUCUUCGUCGUGCUGAAAACCGAAUUAUUUCCUGUUCGAGUUUCUGACGACGCUAGCAUCUUUGAUAUCUUUGACUCCCUCAAAUCCACAUCGGAGGUAGCGCGUCGCAUUUUCGGUAGAACCUUGUGUGAUCAAUACGAGUAUUACCUACUCAAGAACCCCGUGCCACUCCCUCGUCGUAUCACAAACAGUAACUCCGCCGCGACCGUCCAGGCAUGUCUGGAUGAGCGCAGAUGGGAAGCAGUGUCUGCCGUCGAUACCUUGGAUGGACUGGUUCCAACUUUAGUUGCUAGGCAUGUUUACAUGGUGAUUCAGCCUUGCAGCGAUCCAACACAGACAGCUAUCGCAGGCCUCGAGGCAAAUCAUGGAGAUAUAUUUAGCUGCCUGCAGAUCACAGUAGCCAACCUGCAACGGUGGACGAUGGAGGACGUCGAAAAUAACUUGCAAGGUGGCCGUUUGUGGCGUUCGGUGAAUUUACUUGACGAUGAUUACCCUGCCGCAAUCGCCGUGAUAGAGGAAUCCUUGGCCCGGCGCCGUACAUUCAAUCUCUCUCCAGCGGAAGCCCAAGCGAACAAGGACUUACAACAUGCUUACGAACACGAUAGACUUUUUCGGGCCAUAUAUGAGGAGACUCCGAACGUGGUGCACAAUGUGACCGAUCGGGAAUUCGCAACAUUCUUCCAUGUCGUUCGGUGCUUUGGCGAGGACUCAACACGCAUAAAGAGCGACGGAUCCUCCGCCAUGAAGGCCAGCAACUUCGUUGUGUAUUUUAUAUCGCCGGCUUUCUUUUCUUCUUUCAAUGAACAUUUCGAAUUCAAGCAAGAGAAGGCCUGGGGCUUCCCCAUAUUCGUCGGUACUCGUGAUCAACCCAACGCUUGGUGCCAAUUUCGCCCGAGGAGCGAUUUCAUGGUUUCGUCGCGCUUGUUUCUUUGUCCGCUCCUCAUCUCCGAAGUGGUUUUGCAGGGUAAUGAGCAAGAUCGAUACCGUAUGCUACUCCAAGCCAUCGCUGUUGCGCGGGCAGGGCAGUACUUGAUUCAGGCAGGAUCACAGUUUUUCGUCGUCGCAAUCUAUCUUCGUGCAAAUUUGAUUGUGGAAAGAUAUAUAAUUGCCCAUAUUGUGCCGGAAGGCGAGGAAAACAAGGAAAAUGAAGACAGUGAGGAAAACGAAGACAAUGAGGGAAGAGGGGAAAGCGAGGAAAGCCAGGUACACAUUUCUCAGAAAGAUUUUGACCUUACCACGGCAGGUGGUGCGGUCGCAUUCCUUCGUGAGAUGUACAAUCUCGUGGCACUAGUUGAACAAAUGGCCGCGAAUCUUGAUGGCGCCAAAAAGGAUAACCUUCUUAACGUCAAGAUGGCUGCUUCCAAGGUGAUCUCCCUCUCAUCUAAGGCUACGCAGAGACAGCCGACCCUAUCGGCAUUGGCCCCAAUACCUGAGGGUGAUGGAGAUGAGGCUCAAGAUGAUCUCGGCGUAUUUGGUGCGGAUGAUAUCCAAGCUCUUCUAAGGAGGAUGAAUUACAAGAUCAACUUCAUUCUUUUCGGGUGUCGAAUGUUGCCUGACGAGUCAGAGAAUGGAUACCUGAAGUUCGUGGAAGAAGGGCGGAAGGAAAUUGAAAUCUUGCAGUACCUCGCAGGGAUUAAUUCCCCUGCGAACCAUACCAUCUCCGACUUCCGCAUCUGGCCCGUACGCGGCGGCAACGUCAUAUCAAUGCCUGUGGCUGGCGGUUGGCUUACGAGCCUAGGAAACCCUAAUGCGCACCUGUGGUCUGUGGCUAAACAGCUGUUCGAAGCAGUGGAAUUCAUGCACCGACAUGGCGUGGCGCACAUGGAUCUGAAGCCACAAAACAUCUUGAUCCCUCCCGCUGGCGGCCGUCUGUCUAUAAUCGACUUUAACACGUCCUUGCGCGUCAAGGGCAUCAGACAGAGGUUCCGCGGCAGUGUGGGCACUACCGGGUAUAUUGCACCCGAGGUAGCUGCUGGUGGCCUCUACAGCGCGAUCCGGGCGGACUUGUGGUCCUGUGGAAAGACAUUAGAGGAGCUAUGUCGCAAGUGUCGCAAAUCCAGGGAUCGCGAUACACUACUCGAGAUAUGUUGGCAACUUAUGGAUGAAGACCCAGAAAAGCGACCAACAAUGUCGGAUGUGUUGGAGAGGCUGGCCCAUUGUCACGUUGAUGCUACCAUCCGACGAGGUUCCCAAAGGUAA
Molecule: messenger RNA, 2373 nt
Organism: Suillus paluster
Lineage: Eukaryota; Fungi; Basidiomycota; Agaricomycetes; Boletales; Suillaceae
Exons: 7
Coding region: 166-2373 (735 amino acids)
Biological process (GO): protein phosphorylation
Molecular function (GO): ATP binding; protein kinase activity
Source: RefSeq, a predicted model, not a curated record